Messenger RNA from Tarenaya hassleriana, 1669 nucleotides. Its product is annotated as tubulin alpha chain-like. Gene Ontology annotation, biological process: microtubule cytoskeleton organization; mitotic cell cycle. The record is from RefSeq and is a predicted model, not a curated record. Bases 110 to 1462 code for a protein of 450 amino acids. NCBI's taxonomy places the organism in Eukaryota, Viridiplantae, Streptophyta, Magnoliopsida, Brassicales, Cleomaceae. The transcript is spliced from 4 exons. Gene Ontology annotation, molecular function: structural constituent of cytoskeleton; GTP binding. Gene Ontology annotation, cellular component: cytoplasm; microtubule.
AGGAGCAGACCUUCACAUUCGCAUCUCAGCAACGAAAAGAGAAGCGUAGCGUCUUGAUAAACGCCGCUCUUCUUUUCUUUCUCCUAUCUCCAAUUUUCUCGCCGCGAAAAUGAGAGAGUGCAUUUCGAUCCACAUCGGUCAGGCUGGUAUCCAGGUUGGAAAUGCCUGCUGGGAGCUUUACUGUCUCGAGCAUGGAAUUCAGCCUGAUGGCCAGAUGCCGAGUGACAAAACUGUCGGAGGAGGCGAUGAUGCUUUCAACACCUUCUUCAGCGAAACUGGUGCUGGAAAGCAUGUUCCUCGUGCUGUAUUUGUAGAUCUGGAGCCCACUGUCAUUGACGAAGUAAGAACCGGAACUUACCGCCAGCUUUUCCACCCUGAGCAGCUCAUCAGUGGAAAGGAAGACGCUGCCAACAACUUUGCCCGUGGCCACUACACCAUUGGCAAAGAGAUUGUUGAUCUUUGCUUGGACCGCAUCCGCAAGUUGGCCGAUAACUGCACUGGUCUCCAAGGGUUCCUUGUGUUCAAUGCUGUUGGUGGUGGUACCGGUUCAGGUCUUGGUUCUCUCCUGCUUGAACGUCUCUCUGUGGACUAUGGCAAGAAGUCCAAGCUUGGAUUCACUGUGUACCCAUCACCUCAGGUUUCAACCUCUGUUGUUGAACCCUACAACAGUGUCCUCUCUACUCACUCGCUCCUUGAGCACACUGAUGUGGCUAUUCUUCUCGACAAUGAGGCCAUCUAUGACAUCUGCAGGCGCUCCCUUGACAUUGAGCGCCCUACCUACACCAACCUCAACCGAUUGGUGUCUCAGGUGAUCUCAUCACUCACUGCCUCUCUGAGGUUUGACGGAGCACUGAACGUGGAUGUGACCGAGUUCCAAACCAACCUCGUCCCGUAUCCAAGAAUCCACUUCAUGCUUUCAUCAUACGCUCCGGUCAUCUCAGCGGAGAAAGCCUACCAUGAACAGCUCUCCGUCGCCGAGAUCACAAACAGCGCCUUUGAACCCUCGUCCAUGAUGGCCAAAUGCGACCCCCGACACGGCAAAUACAUGGCAUGCUGCCUCAUGUACAGAGGAGACGUCGUUCCCAAAGAUGUGAACGCAGCAGUGGCCACGAUCAAAACCAAGCGGACCAUCCAGUUCGUGGACUGGUGUCCGACUGGGUUCAAGUGCGGGAUCAAUUACCAGCCGCCGACAGUGGUCCCAGGGGGUGACCUCGCCAAGGUGCAGAGGGCGGUGUGUAUGAUCUCAAACUCCACGAGCGUGGCCGAGGUGUUCUCACGGAUUGACCACAAGUUCGAUCUGAUGUAUGCGAAGAGAGCGUUCGUGCAUUGGUACGUGGGUGAGGGGAUGGAGGAAGGUGAGUUCUCCGAGGCGCGUGAGGAUCUAGCUGCUCUCGAGAAGGACUAUGAGGAGGUUGGUGCUGAGGGUGAUGAUGGCGAGGAUGAUGAGGGCGAGGAGUACUAACUACUAAGUCACGACAAGUCUGUUCCGUUUCUCUAUUGAAGCUUUUGUCUUGUGGGUUUAUUGUCGGAACUACUACUUGUUUCCGCCUUGUUGGUUCUGUUCCUUUCUCUGUCCUAUCCACUCUUGGAGUCUUGUUCAAUGAUAUGAUUGUGGUUCUGCAUACUGAUUGUCAGUUGCGUUUGAAUUGUUGAUCAUGUUGAGUUUGAA